CGUCAAGCCCAACUGCCUGCCAGCGGGCGUGCCAUUCUUUCAAUCUAACUUUCAAGUCAUUCUUUUCAAGACUCACCCAAGUCUAUCAUUCAAUCGGCGGCGUCUUGGCUAUUGUCUUUAAAAUCUAAUCAAUUCGGAUAUUGUGUGCAUUUCGUAUUGGCUACUGCUAGGUCGAACGAUUUUAACGAUCACUGCCAAUUGAACCCAAACCUGGCUCUGAGUUUAGACUCGAAAUCUGAAGAGGGUAUAUUGUGUAGCUUAGCGCCUUCGAACGAUUUCAUGCUCCUCACCAGAACACUUUGAUAAUCAAGCAAGGGUACGCCGCUCGAGUGCCAUGAGAACAAUGAUACAUCGACACCUUCAUGGCCAUGGCCAUAGCCGUGGUCACCACCUGCGUUCACGGGAACCGGUACUUGAGUUGGAUGAGCGAGACCAAGGGCAAAGUAUAGAACUGGACACGCACGAUAUACUGCAUUCGGACCACCAUGUGCCACAAAUUACAACCCGAGCGAACAAUCUAGACGAGAAACCGUCGACCGACAGCAGCACAACUACAAUCGUCAUUAGUGUUGUUAUCCCCCUGGUCGUUGCUCUCGCGGUGUUGGCAUAUUUUGCUCGAAAAGGUGUGUUGAGAAGGAGACGUGAAGAAGCGGCGAGCAAAUUCAAAUCAAUGGACUUUGGUCUGCAAGAAACGUUGCCUUCGAAGGGCGGCAAAAGAAAAAGCGCCUUUUUUGGCAAAGAGAAGGAGGGUGGUCACAAAACCCAGCUUUCGAUGGACAUGAAUCUAUCAAGUCCUUACCUUCUCCCGCCCAACCUUCAUGCCUCUAGAGAAUCGUUCAAUUCUCUUGCCAAGACUCUCCACCAGGCCGAUGACCCCUAUCGACCUGUUACAGAUUAUGCUGGCAGUGAUGUUGGCUCGUUGCGUUCUUUUAAACGAGGACCCGCAACCAGGACGUCGUCUAUCUACACGUCAAAAACGCGUCCAAGUGGUGACAUCCCUCGUCAGCAGAGAGAGAUCCCGACUUCUCCGUUGCAGUCACCACUUCCUGUUGCCCAGCCCCUUUCACAUUCACCUGCCCAGCAGGAAGAGAUGCUAUCUACCCCAGCAAAGAACGAGUUCCGAUUUGUUGACGAUGGACCUGGAGUCACUCAGGUUCCUGAGAUUCAAGAACCUGCGGCUGUCGCUACUUUAGCAACUCGCAAGCCAGCCACACAAAGUCCUCGUUCUUUAUCUCCGGAGGUCAAGGAAGCACCUGUACCUAUGGUUGCUGAGAUUGUUGAUGAGAGGGACUCUCUACCGCGAGGCGCACCCAACAGCCAGAUGCAUACUACAGGCCUAGGUAUCAUGGAUCGUCAUAUGUCUCAAGCCUCGUCAACUUCGCAGAGUUCUGACGCCAAGGGUAUGCCAAUGGCUAUUCGGCCACCCCGCAAGGAGUCGAUGCCAGUGAUCAAUGCCCCAAAGAUGAACCAAGAGUACCAAGGUUAUGACGAUCAUAUGCAGUUUGAGGAUAAUCAAUUCAGCUCGCAUCGUGAUGAGGAUGAGCUUCAUAUGUCAGUUCACCAUGAGCAGAAUGUCCACCCGCACUCUGCUGGCUUGGGUGUUCCUGAUCAAGACAAUCGGAGACUAUCUGUUGGCCUUAGACCUCUACCUCCAGAUGACUUCCUUGAAUCAGAAGAUCCUGAAUUCCGAGCCAAUCGCAUUCGCUCGUUCUAUAAGGAGUAUUUCGACGAUAGUAAGGCCGACCAGAAUCGCCCUCCAAUGCCUCAACCAAAGCAGGGAGGAUACUACGAGGACUAUGAUGCGGGUUACAUGGGUGAGGCUGCAUACUUUGAUCCUGACACGAAUGCCUUUGUCAUGCCAUAUGCUCAACCCGUUACCCGCCGUGCUAUGACACCCCCUCCGAAUAAUAGACGCCCAAUGCCUGGACCCGGGCCACGUGGCCCACCGGGUCCCCAUGGUCCUCAUAGAGGCCCUCCUAUGUCUGGCGGCCCUCAAGUCCGACCUAGAGCUGGAUCAACAAUGUCGGGCCGUGCAUGGGGACCUAGAAGCCCUCGACCGGGUUCGUCAGCAUCGAAUCCUCGCUUCGGCGGACAGCCCAAAAAACCUAUGCCUCCCCCGGCUGCCCUUAACUCAUUGCCAACCCCAUCUAAGCUGAAAGAUGAUUCAUUUGCCCUAAUGGGAGCGGUCGACUUCGCACCUCCUCCCUCAUUCAAGGAUCAGGCAACCGGCCGAUCUCAAAGCCCUCUCGGCGAGCGUGUGCCAUAUCGGGUGAACACUCCUGUCCACUCACCAUUGGUUAGCGCCUUCGACGACACGCCGGCGCUACCCAGCCCGCAUUUGUUACGCAAAUCCGGUACCUUUACUGGUCUUGAUUUUGCGCCACCGCGUCGAUUCAAGGACCCUGAGACCAUGAGUGAGACGGGCAGUGUUCGUAGCAUGCAUAGCGGUAUCUCCGGCAUGGGCUUGAAUGCGCUCCGUGCUGGGGCUGGACGAGUCAGCCGCCUGCCUGGCGAUACGGUCUUCACGCAAGCCGCUAUGAACGACACGCUGAAGCCGAAUUGGGGCAUGCGUGAUUAGUUCAAUUCUCUCUUUCGCUUCAUGACAUACGACCAUACCAUUAUCUCGGCGCAUUAGGGAUAGCCAUGUCCUCCUUUCGGUACAUAUAUCAAUCACAUCAUCAUGGCAUGGGAGUUAUUAAUAAUAGAUGGAACC
Messenger RNA from Xylaria bambusicola, 2713 nucleotides. RefSeq lists its product as uncharacterized. NCBI's taxonomy places the organism in Eukaryota, Fungi, Ascomycota, Sordariomycetes, Xylariales, Xylariaceae. The transcript is spliced from 3 exons. Bases 335 to 2578 code for a protein of 747 amino acids. The record is from RefSeq and is a predicted model, not a curated record.